Messenger RNA from Phytophthora megakarya, 1068 nucleotides. Lineage: Eukaryota; Oomycota; Peronosporomycetes; Peronosporales; Peronosporaceae. The record is from the annotation of a GenBank genome assembly.
AUGGAUCACAUACCGUCACUGCUCAGAUCCCACAAGGGAAAAACUGAGCUAUUGAUCUGGGUCGAUCUGUUCACAGGAUAUGUGAUCGCGAAAGCCAGCUCGUCCCGAUCGGCCCAGACGGUUGCGGAAUCGUACGAAGAGUGUGUAUUUCGGCGAUUAGGUGCCAGUGAGAUGAUCCGGCAUGAUCGAGAACCCGGCUUCAUGUCCGACUUCUUCCGGGCGUUUAACAAGAUCCUGAGAAAACGGCAGCGAGCGACGAUGGCAUAUCAGCCGCAAGCCAACGGGACCGCAGAAAGAAUGGUACAGACGGCGACCAGGGCACUCAAGAUGUACGUUCGCGAUCUGGGUCAGAAGGAUUGGGAUGAGUAUGCUGAGCGACUUACCUUCGCGAUCAACACAGCCCAUGAUCGGAUCCGAGGGGAUACCCCUCAUUAUCUGAUGUAUGGGAUCCGGGAUCGACGUUGGAGGCUACACUGCCAGUCGGAUGCACCAGACGGCGCGAUCGAGACGCGCGGCGGUGGCCAGUCGCGGGAGCAAGUCAACACCAUAUUGAGAGAAACCAUCGCGGAUCAGGCCAGUCGACAUAAUGAGGACGUCGGAUCACACCAGAUCGAAGCCGGAUCUCGAGUUUUGUUAUACCUAGACCGGGUGAAGGAAGGAUACGCGCGGAAACUGGCUCACCUGGUGACGGAAAAGAUCAACGAAUUCAGCAUCAAGCUCGAGAUCGCGGGUACUGGGUACCAGAUCUUCCCAGUGGUUCACGAGUCGAAGCUGAAAUUGGUCAUGGAUUUUCCGGAUCGGCCGCGAGUGGACCUCACGGUCGCCUCGAUUUCGAUGAAAUCCUGCUUCCGGGGAACAGCUGACUCCCAGAUCUCGGAUGUACGGAGUGGAAAGAAGACGCGAUUUGGUCGGAUCAACCGAGAAUUUCUGGUGCAUUGGGCAGGAUAUGACGAGCCGACCUGGGUCGACGAAGCCGAUCUCAACUGCGGGGCAAUACUGAACGCCUUCCUGCGAGAUCAAGCUAAUCCAAACCGCUUCAAUGUGAUGCAAUCACAUGAGGAGAUGUAA